Penicillium odoratum is the source of this 666-nucleotide messenger RNA. Its product is annotated as ankyrin repeat domain-containing protein. NCBI's taxonomy places the organism in Eukaryota, Fungi, Ascomycota, Eurotiomycetes, Eurotiales, Aspergillaceae. Bases 1 to 666 code for a protein of 221 amino acids. The transcript is spliced from 2 exons. The record is from RefSeq and is a predicted model, not a curated record. Gene Ontology annotation, molecular function: protein binding.
AUGUCUUCCACAAAGCCCACUGUGCCUAUCGCACUCUCCGCCGAGGCAAUUGACGACCUCAUCUAUGAUGCCCGAGCUGGUGAUCUCGAGGCCUUGAACGCCGACAUCGCCGCCCUGGCCUCGCAGCACAGCUGCCCAGAGUGGCAAAUCGUAGCAUCUGCCAUCGACAUGGAAGAAGAAAGCGAAGGCGGCACCGGCUCUUGCGUGUUGCAUUUCCCUGCCGCAAAUGGAAACUCCGAAAUCCUCAAUGCUCUUCUUCAAAAACUUGUUGGUGCGGAUGCGGCGCAGAUUGCAGCUUUCGUGAAUCACCGUAACCACAAUGGUAACACGCCGCUGCACUGGGCUGCUCUGAACACGCAUCUGGAGUGUGUUAAGGCUCUUGUUGAGGCUGGCUCGGAUCUUGCUAUUAAGAAUGAUGCGGGUCACGAUGCUGUUUUCCUUGCCGAGCGGGCUGCGUGGUCUGCUUCUGCUGAGGAGGUCAAGGAGGAUGAGGAUGGGAACCAGGAGAUUGAGAUGACUAUUGGUGAGAGUGAGGAGGCUGAGGGUGGUGAGGGCCAGUCCAAUGGAGAGAUGUCUGCGGGCAGACAGGUUGUUGAGUGGCUGCUUAGCUCGGAGAAAGCGGCUGCGUUGGAGAGUGGUGCUAAUGAGGGACAAAGCUCGGCGUGA